AUGGGUAAAUCUCUGGCAAUACUUCCUGUCCUGCAUCUAGGCUCUUGUAGAUGCACCCGUGCACCACCAACAUCACCACUCCAACUACUUCAACCCAUCUUCAUGUGGCCCUUCGGAUCUGGCGACAAAGACACCGCAGAGCUCGCCAAGGAGCUCCCGCAAGACCUCCAGCUGUUUUUUGGCGCCGCAGACCCCGCCACACGCUCCGGCGCCGACUCGCUGAAAGAUGAAAAAGUUGCCGAGGUGCUAGCGAAACAACCGCAGGGCUAUUCGCACGAGUUUGCUGCAUACAAGCGCGACGAGCUGCUCAAAAAGGCGGUGGCGGUCAACUGCGCCGAGAUCCAGCAGGCGGUGGUGGCCUGCUACCAAGGAUGGCUGUUGGUGAGCACCAACCACUGCAUGGACGAAAUCAAACGGGCAACGCGAUGCACAGAGGUGCAGCAGCGGGCCUUGCAGCGCAUGCGGUAUGCGGACUGUUACAGCCGGCCGCAGUGCCAGUACAUGCGCACGGUGGUUGACCGGCUUUUCACAGAAAAUUUUGGCCAAUACGGCGAAAGGGUAGACGAAGAGGCCGAGAAGGCGUUCAACCGUGGCGUUGAUGCUGCGUUCGAGCGCGCAUGGCGAUAG
Molecule: messenger RNA, 627 nt
Organism: Clavispora lusitaniae ATCC 42720
Lineage: Eukaryota; Fungi; Ascomycota; Pichiomycetes; Serinales; Metschnikowiaceae
Source: RefSeq, a predicted model, not a curated record